Messenger RNA from Nothobranchius furzeri (turquoise killifish), 2207 nucleotides. The record is from RefSeq and is a predicted model, not a curated record. Lineage: Eukaryota; Metazoa; Chordata; Actinopteri; Cyprinodontiformes; Nothobranchiidae.
AUGGCAGCAAUGCUGUUACGCUGUCCAGUGCAUCUACAUAUUCAUAUCUUUGGGCUGAAGCUCAACUGUGAUGUCGUAGACUUGGCCCUGCUGAGCCAGGGCUUUUCUAAAGAUGGAAGGCCAUCAGAGCCUGAUGUCUGUAACCAUGGUGACGGUCCACAUGUUACUGAGUGUCUCGUUCCUUCCAGCAAGCUGCAGCUCAGCUGGACUUUAGUCAGGAACUUUCUCUUAAAGCUGAUUUUGUUCCUCAUUAAUUUCUCUGCUUUUGCAGAUGUUUGGGCUGCUGCUGAUUAUUGUGGUAGUCAGAAACCAGCAUUCAAAAUCACUACACCAAAUAUGAUGGAAGCUCUGAAUGGAUCAUGUUUGCUAAUUCCAUGUAGCAUUACAUCUACUGCAGUUGUCUUCAGCAAACAAAGCUCUGGAUUUUGGAUUAAAUGUGAUAGUAAUAUUUACAGCAGCAGUAAUUCAGUGAAAUCAUUUCCAGUAACAAUCACUGGAAACCUGACUCAGAGUGACUGCACCACUGUGUUUUCUGACCUAAACACGAGUCAUUCAGUUGCGUACUUCUUCAGAAUUGACAGCUCAUCUAGCCAAGGUGCAGGUACAGCUUGUGCAGAUCCUCUACAAAUAACAGUUAAAGAUUCUCCUUGGAGACCCAAGAUUACCACCUCAGGAGGUCUGGAGGACCUGAAGGAGAAGGAGUCUGUCUCUAUAACCUGCUCAGCUCCGACUCCCUGUCCACUCUCACCUCCUGAACUCACCUGGAACCUCCAACCAGACUCUGGCAGACAAACACAGAAGAACCCAGAUGGAAUCUCUACAACUAAAAUCCAGGAGAACAUGACUCUGUCAGACACACAUGAUGGAUACAACAUCACAUGUUCCGUCUCAUACCCUGUGGAUGGAGGAAAACGUCUGAAUACAGAGACAGUGACUCUUCUUGUUUCCUAUGCUCCUAAAGACACCUCAGCAUCCAUCAGUCCAUCAGGUUUGGUGUCAGCAGGUAGCUGGGUGAAGCUGAGCUGCUCCAGCAGAGCCAAGCCUCCCGUCAGCAGCUUCAGCUGGUUCAGGAUCAGCUCAGAGGGACCCGUUCAAGUAUCUGAGGAGCAGCUUUACAGCUUCAACGUCUCUGAGGGAGGAGAGUUUUACUGUGUGGCUGCAAAUAAUCUGGGGAAUCAGACGUCAUCAUGGAUCCCUUUGAACAUAACAGUCUUAACUUGGCAGGUUUAUUCUGACAGCUCUCUCAUGUCUUCCAGCUGCUUAUGGAUCAAACAUCAAACUCAACGACAGACUCGGAGUGAGAUAUAUGAGGAGGCCGAUGCUCAAGCAGAACUCCAUUAUGGAGAUGUGACGUUUGUCAAGAGGAGACCUGAAGCUUCUCAGAGCAGCGUCUCAGAGCAAGACAGAGGACAGCAGGAAGAGACAGUGUACUCACAGGUCAAAGUGUCCUAACCAGAAAAACAAUCGACACAAGCUACUGCCGGUCUAGAGGAUUUCUACGCUCAAGAGAUGAAGAAAUAAUGUUUGUUGCGAGAUCAAAGCUAUUUAAUGUUCUUUAUCUGUCAAAUAUAAACAUGAAAAAGCUAUUUUACAUGAUUUUUAAAUCUAUUUUUAACCCUGAUUCUUUAUCUAUUGGUCAUUUUUCUAAUUUUGCUUUUAAGGAUGGCAUGAAAAGGGUUUUUGCUUUGCAGCAGUUUUAUUUAGACCUACAGCAGCUGUUUGAUCAGUUUCAUUUGUUCUGUUUGGUCCAAAAUUAAUAAACUGAAUUGAGGAUUAAUAAUCUGUUUAAUCUGUGCAUCACAAACCUUUGUUGUAGAACUGGAUCUAGGAUUUCUUUUCAUUUCAUUUUUUUAAAGGUGUGGUUGACUGAAAAAAAACAUUUUUAAAUGCUUUUUCUGAUUAUAAUCUGUCACUCUGAGUUUUUUAUCCAGGCUGAACAUGAAAAUAGUCUCCUACACCUAUCUCCUGCAUUAGCUUCUGAUAGAAAAUAGACUGUGCAACUCUAGGAUUUAAAAAUCCUCACAGAUCUACAUCACACUGUAAAUUAUCAUUGAUGGACUCACCCGUCUUGACUCACGAUGGAGAAGGCUGCUGUUGUUGUUUUAACGUCCAGAUGUAACGUAGUUUAAACUAACCAUUAGCAUUAACAUUUUCCCCUCACAGCAGAACUCCUCCAGACUUGUGUUAUUUGUAGAGAUAAAGCAUCA